Molecule: messenger RNA, 1101 nt
Organism: Meyerozyma guilliermondii ATCC 6260
Lineage: Eukaryota; Fungi; Ascomycota; Pichiomycetes; Serinales; Debaryomycetaceae
Exons: 1
Coding region: 1-1101 (366 amino acids)
Source: RefSeq, a predicted model, not a curated record
AUGGGUUUCAUCCGCCCCGGAAAAGCCAUCAAAAAACGAAAGGCUGCCCCACUCCCAGACAGUCUCAAGAAAAAAGUUCGCAAGGAAACAAAAGGUGCUGGACAUCGAUCCUUGUCAAUAAUAGAAAGGCUUCCAAAAGAACUACUUCAUCGAGUAUUCGUCUUUGCCGGAUUGGAUCAAAAUAACCUUCCAUUGGUCAACAAAAGGAUCAACUAUGACUUGCGAUUAUAUCACAGAGAUCGAAAUGAUGAUUCUGAGUACGUGCCUAACCACGGCCUUGCCAAAAAAGUCAUUGAGCAAAACUUUCUUCGCGAUAUGAAUUCGAUGAUUGACUUCAAAAAGUAUAGAAACACCAUUAAAAGGUUUCGACGACUUGAGAACCACGAUGCCCAAAGAAACGACCUAGCAGAUGCUUUGGAAGAGUUUCUUAAAGAAUUUGAAGCGAAAAAAUUGGGCUUGGACGUGGCAGUGCUUCACUACAAGUUCUUCAAUUAUAGUGUUGCGAAAAGGUUGCGAAUAGGAGACUUUGCCGCUUACACAAAAGAUUCCAAUCAUACAAGUCGGGUCGAACUACUCGAUCUGAUCAACGAUGCUUUGGAAUCUAUGAUUUCCAGUACAAAUUCAGACACGGCUUCUGCUAUAUCUAAAGCUGAUAAGGCAUUAGAGUUGCAAAAAACUCCUUUUAUUCCUCAGGAGUUUUUUGAAAGGAAGCUUAAUUCAGCUGCUCUUGAGCUAUUGCUCUUACUUCAUACCACCCAGGGAUACUCGUUGAACAAUCUCGAUCCAUUUAUACUGCUGAUAGCAAAAUCCAUCGAUGUGGAACCCAAACCUCAACUCGUUGAACGAGUAUUGGCCAUGGGAAAAUCUGCUGCUAUCACGGGGUUUUCAGUAGCAGAGCUUCUAAGGGCUCAUCAGGAUCAAAAGUCAGAGGAUACAACUGCAAUAGUUCAGUUAAUUCUCAAGCAUUAUUACUCGCAACCUUCAACGCAAUUAGAGAGCUUUAUAUGGCAAGAGGUGAUCCAACUGAAAAACAUAGAUCUCUAUAAUACUGUUGUUGAACAUUCUGGCACUCCAAGUGCACAAGUAAUUACGUCUAUGUAA